Bufo bufo (common toad) is the source of this 2107-nucleotide messenger RNA. Its product is annotated as H/ACA ribonucleoprotein complex subunit DKC1-like. Gene Ontology annotation, cellular component: box H/ACA snoRNP complex. Gene Ontology annotation, molecular function: pseudouridine synthase activity; RNA binding. The transcript is spliced from 17 exons. The record is from RefSeq and is a predicted model, not a curated record. NCBI's taxonomy places the organism in Eukaryota, Metazoa, Chordata, Amphibia, Anura, Bufonidae. The coding region runs from base 111 to 1859 and encodes 582 amino acids. Gene Ontology annotation, biological process: mRNA pseudouridine synthesis; box H/ACA sno(s)RNA 3'-end processing; snRNA pseudouridine synthesis.
UGAUCUGUACCAGUGAUUACUGUACAGCAGCGGCACAAAGCGCACGUGGUCAUAGCAACCAAUGCCGCCUGCGCUCCUGCACUAAGGAUGCCGGUCCGGUAAUCCGGUAUAUGUCACCGGCCGUGUUCCAUUUAUUAGCCUUCACCGACGCGGAAAGCAGAGAAGGGCGCACACGCGGAAGGGGCGGAGCCAGCACAGCACACAAGUCCUCCCACGUGCUAUAUCCGGCUGCCGCGCCAGCGCUGAGUUCUCUCCCUCAUUCACCGCGUGGCCGGAGAGCAGACAUGGCGGAGGACGCGGGUUCAAAGAAAAAGUCCAAGAAGCGCAGGAGUCAGACGCUGGGGGAGAUCGCGGAUAUACAACAUGAAGAAAGCUUUUUGAUACAGCCAGAAUCCAAAGUUGCCCAGUUGGAUACAUCUCAGUGGCCGCUGUUGCUUAAGAACUUUGAUAAGCUAAAUGUUCGGACAACACACUACACUCCCAUACCGUCCGGGUCAAACCCUUUGAAGAGGGACAUCACAGAAUACGUUAAAACAGGUUUUAUUAAUCUGGAUAAACCGGCUAACCCGUCCUCGCAUGAGGUGGUUGCAUGGAUUCGUCGUAUUUUAAGGGUAGAAAAAACUGGCCACAGUGGGACGUUGGAUCCUAAAGUCACUGGUUGUCUUAUAGUAUGCAUUGACCGUGCCACCCGACUUGUGAAGUCACAGCAAAGUGCAGGGAAAGAAUAUGUUGGUAUUGUGCGACUGCACGAUGCAAUAGAGAAUGAACUGCAGCUUUCGCGGACUCUGGAGACCCUCACCGGUGCACUGUUUCAGAGACCGCCAUUAAUAGCUGCUGUAAAGAGGCAACUGCGCGUCAGAACAAUCUAUGAAAGCAAACUCAUAGAAUACGACCCCGAGCGUAGACUGGGUAUAUUUUGGGUGAGCUGUGAAGCUGGUACAUAUAUCCGUACUUUAUGCGUUCACAUGGGUUUGCUGCUUGGGGUUGGUGGCCAGAUGCAGGAGCUUCGCAGGGUUCGUUCAGGUGUCCUAGGAGAGAAGGACAAUCUGGUCACGAUGCAUGACGUUUUGGAUGCUCAGUGGCAUUAUGAUAACAAUAAAGAUGAAAAGUAUCUUCGUAGGGUUGUCUUUCCACUGGAAAAGCUUUUGGUGUCUCAUAAAAGAUUGGUUAUGAAGGACAGUGCAGUGAAUGCUAUAUGUUAUGGGGCAAAGAUCAUGCUUCCCGGUCUUUUGAGAUACGAGGAUGGCAUUGAAAUGAACCAGGAUAUUGUGGUAAUCACAACCAAAGGGGAAGCAAUCUGCAUUGGUACUGCCCUUAUGACUACAGCUGUGAUAUCUACAUGUGACCAUGGAGUUGUGGCAAAAAUUAAACGUGUAAUUAUGGAGAGGGAUACCUAUCCCCGCAAGUGGGGCCUUGGUCCUAAGGCCAGCCAGAAGAAGAUGAUGAUCCAGAAAGGAAUGUUAGACAAGCAUGGAAAGCCCAAUGAGAACACCCCUGCAAGUUGGAGCCAAGGAUAUGUUGAUUACAGUGCGGGACAGAAGAAGGAGAAGGUGAUCAGUACAGAGGUAGAGCCACCAGCGAAGAGGAAGCAUGUAAGCGAGUCAGAUAGUGACACAAGAGCACAAACUUCCACCAAAAAGAGAAAGAAGAAAGGCAGUGACGGUGAAGAACCAGAUGCAGACACAUCUGUAAAGAUUACCGGUAAAUCGGAGACUGGUAGUGACGGUGAGAGUGCCUUAAAACCAAAGAAAAAGAAGAAAAAGAAACAGGAGGAAGAAGUGACUGUGACGGAGUCUCCUGAGUUGACAAAAAGCGCGAAGAAGAAGAAAAAGAAACACAAAGAAGAUCUUUCUGAAUAAACAUAUCCAUGCCUACUAUUCAGUAGUGAACUGUCCAGGCUUCUUGGCUACGACUACUGAGCUAUGUCCUGUUUUAAGGAUUGUAUAGACUUUUUACAAUGCGACCCUUUUGUACAUGAGUUGAUCAAUUUCAUCGCCAUUAUUUUAGGUUAGUCCCAAACAUUUGGACUAUUCCUAUGGAUCUUGUGUUUGGGAAAAGAUUUGGUUAAACCCAGAAUUUUUUCCCAAUAAACAUUCUUUGAGUACUA